AUGUCCAACCCACCUUUGUUUCGUGACCCUUGGGCGAAGAGGGAAGCGUGGCGGAAACACCCUGUAUUCUCGAACCGUGCCAUGUUUUCUAGCAUGUUUCCAGGGCUUGGGAUUGCAUUAGUGGCGUUUACUGCAUAUGUGGUGGUUGAUAAUUUCUACUCCAAAGCGCAGCCAGGGGCACAGCAGAAGCACUGA
This is a messenger RNA of Suillus paluster, 195 nucleotides long. RefSeq names its product NADH dehydrogenase 1 beta subcomplex subunit 3. Gene Ontology annotation, biological process: electron transport chain; mitochondrial respiratory chain complex I assembly. Gene Ontology annotation, cellular component: mitochondrion. NCBI's taxonomy places the organism in Eukaryota, Fungi, Basidiomycota, Agaricomycetes, Boletales, Suillaceae. Bases 1 to 195 code for a protein of 64 amino acids. The transcript has a single exon. The record is from RefSeq and is a predicted model, not a curated record.